AUGUCUCAGUUUCAACUCGAACAAUCGUCAGUAAUCAAAACCGCGCCGCCCGGCGGACGACAGCUCGAGUUUCCCAAGAAUGAGCCGAUCGACAUCGCGCCGCUCGCCACCAAUCUUCAAGACCUUUCCAAAAUGCAAAACAUUGAUUAUUAUUCAACACCGAUGCCACAAUACACGAGGGUCUAUGAGUAUACUGUCGGACACGCCGGUCAGCCGUUCAUCUCGACACAUCCCGGCUCGGCCGGCGCUCAACCGAUCUACUAUCCGACGGUGUUGGCAAACACUGUCCAACAGGAUUGGGGACGUCAGAUGGACGCGGCAGCUUAUGCAAAUCAGUAUUCGAGGAAUGCCACACAACAGUACGCACAGCAAGUGGCUGAAAAUGAGCGAAUCGUCUAUAAAGCAGUCGACAUGCCGAGUCCCGUUGAUUCAGGCAUCGGCGGCGACAUUUCAUUGCUUGCCAAUCCCAAAGAAGAGUUCUUCAAUUCGUCCGAUGGCGGAAUCAUGGAAAGAAGUAGCGAACGAACGCUUAGCCAUCGAGAUUCGCCAUUAAUUAUUCCGAAAUUGCACAAUUCCCUUGGAUUCCAAUACGUCCUUGAAGCCCCGAUAUCAACGUCAGUUCGAAAAGAAGACGAUCGAAUGACAUAUGUGAAUAAAGGCCAAUUUUAUACAGUCUCGUUGGAUUAUAUUCCCGACCCUUGUAAACCUUUAAAGAAUGUUACUGUUAAGAGCCAGCUGAUGAUUGUGUUCCGAGAGGAUAAAACCUAUGAGGAAGAGAUCAAAACCUGGCAAUUUUGGCACUCUAGGCAGCACUCGUCGAAACAGAGAAUCCUUGAAGUUGACAGUAAGAACAGUUCAGGAAUGAUCGGACAAAUCGAGGAAAUCGCCCAUAACGCGGUUCAGUUUUAUUGGAAUCCGUCAGAACAGAAUGGAGUGAAGAUUAGUAUAGCAGUUCAAUGCUUGUCGACGGAUUUCUCGAAUCAAAAAGGUGUCAAGGGUCUGCCGCUUCACGUGCAAAUCGACACCUACGACGGCGAGAGCGACAAAUUGCCGUUCCAUCGCGGCUAUUGUCAAAUCAAGGUGUUCUGCGACAAGGGCGCUGAGCGCAAACUCCGCGACGAAGACAAACGUGCGCAGAAGCGAAAACUCGCAGGUAAACGCGUCGGUGCCAAUCGCAAAAUGUUGCACGAGAAUCGACGCGACGAGAAGCGUCGCAUGCAAGAAUUCGCAUCUGCAGGAGCGCUGUCAGGCCGCAAAAAGUCGGAAGGCGAAUAUCACGAGCAAUGCGAUCGAUCCGAAUUCUAUCAUAUGCGGGAGCUCGACAAACCGGCGGCGUUGUUCAUUGCGCCGGAUGAGUUCGACACGAGAUAUGUGGACAACACGAGCAUCAGCUUCGACAUGAGCGACAUGGAGCCGGUGGCGAAACGACCGCGUCCUUCUGAAAGGAUAAUGUUGUACAUUCGGAAGCAAGAGGAGCAAAUCUAUCAGCCGCUUCACGUCGUCCCAUCGACAUUAGUUGGUCUCGCUCACGCAAUCGCCAAUAAAUUCAAUGUGGAUCCCGAAAAGAUGAGCGGCGUGUACAAGCGAUGCGCCAAAGGGAUCACCGUCAAAAUGGACGAAGACAUGCUGCGGCAUUACUGCAACGAGGACACGUUCAUCAUCGACGUUGAGCCGUCGGCAGAGAUGCCCGGCUCGUUCGCCGCCACCCUCGUCGAGGUCUCGCCGCAACAGUACGCCAAUUCGUCAUGA
Caenorhabditis bovis is the source of this 1749-nucleotide messenger RNA. NCBI's taxonomy places the organism in Eukaryota, Metazoa, Nematoda, Chromadorea, Rhabditida, Rhabditidae. The record is from the annotation of a GenBank genome assembly.